This is a messenger RNA of Rhinolophus ferrumequinum (greater horseshoe bat), 8257 nucleotides long. It is a transcript of the gene ATP13A4, whose product is annotated as ATPase 13A4. Gene Ontology annotation, cellular component: late endosome membrane. NCBI's taxonomy places the organism in Eukaryota, Metazoa, Chordata, Mammalia, Chiroptera, Rhinolophidae. The coding region runs from base 257 to 3847 and encodes 1196 amino acids. Gene Ontology annotation, biological process: intracellular calcium ion homeostasis; polyamine transmembrane transport. Gene Ontology annotation, molecular function: ATP binding; ATPase-coupled monoatomic cation transmembrane transporter activity; P-type ion transporter activity. The record is from RefSeq and is a predicted model, not a curated record. The transcript is spliced from 30 exons.
ACCUCCUUUGGGACAGCUGCUCUGAGAGAAUGCAGUAAGAAGGAGCAGGCAAAGUGCUCUCAGCUGAGGGUGACUUGUGGGAGGAGUUCAGUUUCUAAGUGUUGUCAUUUACUGAAGGAAGGUGUGUGCACAAGGAGUUUUUACCUGGAGGAUCAUUAACUCUUUCAGUCAGCUGACAACGGCAGAGCCUCAGCAAGUUCGUCCUGAAAGCGGCUCCUCUGGGAAGGUCAGGGAGGAGGAGUGGGAUCACUUUUUCAUGGGGGACCACUUUGAGAAGAGCCAGCAUGCUUUGCUCAAUGAAGGAGAAGAAAAUGAGAUGGAGAUAUUUGGCUACCGGACUCACAGCUGCCGGAAAACCCUCUGCCUUGCUGGAUCCAUCUUCUCAUUUGGGAUCCUCCCCUUGGUGUUUUACUGGAGACCCGCUUGGCAUGUGUGGGCAAACUGCAUCCCGUGUUCCUUGCAAGAAGCAGAUGUCGUGUUGCUGAGGACAACAGAUGAAUUCCAAACUUAUUCUUGGAAAAAGGUAAUGUGGAUCUACCUGUCAACAUUAAACAGCUCAUUUGGUCUGACUCCCGACCACCCUCUCAUUACAGAUGAGGAGGAUAUCAUAAAUAGAGCCAUAAGAAAGCCAGACCUAAAGGUGAGAUGCAUAAAAGUGCAGAAAAUAAGAUAUGUCUGGAACAAUUUAGAAGGACAGUUCCAGAAAAUUGGUUCUUUGGAAGACUGGCUCAGUUCUGCCAAGAUACAUCUAAAAUUUGGAUCAGGUCUGACCAAAGAAGAACAAGAGAUUAGGAGGCUAAUAUGUGGGCCUAAUACUGUUGAUGUUGAAAUCACGCCAAUUUGGAAACUGCUCAUCAAGGAGGUUUUAAAUCCAUUUUACAUAUUCCAACUCUUCAGUGUCUGUCUGUGGUUUAGUGAAGACUAUAAGGAAUAUGCCUGUGCUAUCAUAAUCAUGUCCAUCGUUUCCAUAGCUUUGACAGUAUAUGAUCUCAGAGAGCAAUCUGUAAAACUCCAUGGUCUAGUUGAGUCACAUAAUAGCAUUACAGUCUCUGUAUGUGGGAGAAAAGCUGGUGUCCAAGAGCUGGAAUCACGCUUCCUGGUCCCUGGAGAUCUAUUAAUUUUGUCAGGGAACAAGGUGCAGAUGCCAUGUGAUGCUGUUCUGAUUGAUGGCAGUUGUGUGGUGGAUGAAGGCAUGCUGACAGGAGAAAGUAUUCCAGUCACUAAAACUCCAUUACCCAAGAUGGAUAGCUCUGUGCCCUGGAAAACACAGAGUGAAGCGGAUUACAAACAGCACGUCCUCUUCUGUGGAACAGAGGUUAUCCAGUCCAGGGGAGCUUGCUCCGGACCCGCGAGAGCGGUGGUACUGCAGACUGGAUUCAACACUGCAAAGGGGGACCUCGUGAGAUCCAUUCUCUAUCCGAAGCCGAUGAAUUUCAAGCUGUACAGGGAUGCCAUCAGGUUCCUCCUGUGCCUCGUAGGGAUAGCCACCAUCGGGAUGAUCUACACUUUGUGUGUCUACGUGCUCAGUGGGGAACGUCCGGAGGAGGUGGUGAGGAAAGCCCUGGACGUCAUCACAAUUGCAGUUCCACCGGCUCUGCCGGCUGCCCUGACUGCAGGCAUUAUCUAUGCCCAGAGGAGGCUGAAGAAGAGAGGCAUCUUUUGCAUCAGCCCCCAGAGGAUCAACAUAUGUGGACAAUUAAACCUUGUCUGCUUUGACAAGACAGGCACCUUAACAAGGGAUGGCUUGGAUCUCUGGGGAGUGGUGCCCUGCGAUAAGAACGGUUUCCAGGAGGUCCACAGCUUUGCCUCAGGCAGGGCUUUGCCAUGGGGCCCACUGUGUGCCGCCAUGGCUAGCUGCCAUUCUCUGAUACUUCUCAAUGGGACCAUCCAGGGAGACCCUCUGGACCUCAAAAUGUUUGAAGCCACCACCUGGGAAAUGUCUAUAUCUGGGGAAGAUUUCAACAUCAAGGGAGUGCCAGCACAUGCCAUGGUAAUUAAGCCCUGCAAAACAGCCAGCCAGGUCCCCGUGGCAGGAAUUGCCAUCCUGCAUCAGUUCCCAUUCUCAUCAGCACUGCAGAGGAUGACAGUCAUUGUACAGGAGCUGGGGGGUGACCAACUGGCAUUCAUGAAAGGUGCCCCAGAGAAAGUGGCCAGCUUUUGCCAACCUGAGACAGUACCAACCAGUUUUGUUAGUGAACUUCAGAUUUACACGACCCAGGGCUUCCGGGUCAUAGCAAUGGCCUACAAAAAGCUGGAAAUGGACCACCACACCACUGCCUUGACGAGGGACAAUGUAGAAUCAGAUCUGAUAUUUCUGGGAUUGCUGAUCUUGGAGAAUCAACUGAAGGAAGAAACAAAACCUGUUCUGGAAGAGCUCAUCUCAGCCCGGAUAAGGACAGUAAUGAUCACAGGUGACAAUCUUCAGACUGCAAUAACAGUGGCCAGAAAGUCUGGAAUGGUUUCUGAAGACCAGAAAGUCAUUCUUAUUGAAACGAAUGAAACCACUGGGUCCUCAUCAGCAUCUAUAUCUUGGAAAUUAGUGGAAGAGAAGAAACACAUUGCGUAUGGGAAUCAGGACAAUUACAUUAAUAUCUGGGAAGAAGUCUCUGAUAAUAGCAGAGAAGGAAGUUACCAUUUUGCCCUAAGUGGAAAAUCCUUUCAGGUUAUAAGUCAACAUUUCAGCAGCCUACUGCCAAAGAUACUGAUGAAUGGGACCAUAUUUGCAAGAAUGUCUCCUGGGCAGAAAUCCAGUCUGGUGGAAGAAUUCCAGAAACUGGAUUACUUUGUAGGUAUGUGCGGUGAUGGAGCCAAUGACUGUGGGGCUUUGAAAAUGGCUCAUGUGGGCAUCUCUUUAUCAGAGCAGGAAGCAUCUGUGGCCUCACCUUUCACGUCUAAAACUCCAAACAUUGAGUGUGUACCUCACCUUAUCAAGGAAGGACGUGCAGCUCUCGUUACCUCAUUCUGCAUGUUCAAGUACAUGGCUCUGUAUAGCAUGAUUCAAUAUGUCGGUGUUCUGCUGCUCUACUGGGAGACCAACAGCCUAUCAAAUUACCAGUUUUUGUUCCAGGAUCUGGCCAUUACAACUCUUAUUGGUGUAACAAUGAAUUUGAAUGGUGCCUACCCCAAACUGGUGCCUUUCAGACCUGCAGGACGGCUGAUCUCCCCACCUUUGCUGCUCUCUGUGAUUUUCAACAUUGGUUUCAGCCUGGCCAUGCACAUUGUGGGCUUCAUUCUGGUUCAGAGGCAGACUUGGUAUUCCAUGGAUAUACACAGUGCCUGCACAGGGCAAAAUGAAAGCAUCUCCAAAUUAACCACUCCACCUAUUCCAGAGAACGUUGGAAGUAAUGACACCUUCAGAAGUUUUGAGAACACUACAAUAUGGUUCCUGGGAACAAUAAACUGUAUCAUUGUGGCUCUUAUAUUCUCUAAAGGAAAGCCAUUUAGGCAGCCGACCUAUAAAAACUAUAUAUUUGUCCUUGUGCUGGUCAUACAGCUGGCUGUGUGUCUAUUCAUUCUAUUUGCUGAUAUUCCAGAUUUAUAUAGGCGUUUUGAUUUGCUCUGCACUCCUGUUCUCUGGAGGGUCUGCAUUGUCAUUAUGCUCAGCUGCAAUUUCAUUGUGUCCUUUGUUGUGGAGGAGGCCAUUAUUGAAAACCGAGCCCUGUGGAUGAUAAUCAAAAGGUGUUUUGGCUAUCGAUCAAAAAGCCAGUAUCGGAUAUGGCAGAGGGCCUUGGCAAAUGACCCCAGCUGGCCCCCACUAAACCAAGUCUCCUCCUCUGACCUGCCAGGGUGUGGCCGGGGAGUGUCUUACAGCAAUCCGGUGUUUGAGAGCAAUGAAGAACAACUUUGAAGGCAAUGGGAUGUCCACGUUGAUAAACAGAAACAAUGACAAAAGGGACCAGUUUCAGUGAUUUUUAAGCAACGAGACUAUCAACAGGAGUUUUUGGAAUCAAAAACCUAUUCAAUCAUGGUGACGAAACUUUCUGCAGAGCAGAACACUGCCCCAGUAGAGUGCUUUCCUGUUGGCUUCUGUAAGUUUUCGAGGUGUUCAGUGAACCAAGAGUGGGCCAAGGAUGGCAAUGGGCCAAGAGACAGAAGGCUAAAGAAGAUGUACUCCUUCUUCUUAAAUAAUAUAUUUUUUAAAUGAGUUGAGGGAAGGUGGUACUAUGUAUAGUCAUAGAACUGUAACAUGUUAAAGAUCAUUUUUGAAUUCUUAGUUCAUUAAUAGAAAAACAAAUGUGUGGGAACCAUCACACCAAUCUUCACUGUCUAGUUUCCUUUCCUUUGUAGUACUUUCCAGAUUUGAGACCUUUCCUUCGACUUCUGGCCUUCCUCUGUGUAUUAGUAAGGAUAGGCUAAGCCAAUGCUGCAGUAACAAACAACUCCCGUAUCUCAGUGGCUGAAUGCACAAGAAAUUUCUUGGUCCAGAUGACUCUAGAAUAGCUCUCCUCAGAGUGGUGACUGCUUCAAUCUGAUGACUCCACCCACUCAACAGAAGGACUCUAUGUUUACUAUGAUAGGGGAAAGAAGAGACUGGAGAUCACACAAGGUUCUUCAGUGCUUCACUUCAAAAGUGGCACACAUCCGAGAGCGGCCGUGAGCUGCUGUGAGCGGCCAACCGAUGACCAGAGACCAACUGUCUCAGCCCGCGGGGAGCGCAAGGCUCAUAAUACCAGCAUGGGCCUGGGAGCUGUGUCCUACACAACUGGACUGAGAAAUAGCAGCUUGAACCGGAGUGGGGGGAGGGGAGGCAGAAGAAAGGGGGAAAAAAGAAGUGCCACACAUCUCUUCUACCACUUACAUCUCAUUAACCAGGGAUUGGCAAAAAAAUUGGGGAGUACAGUCUCCUGUAUUUAGGGCUGGCUUCAUGGGCAUAUGACCUGUGCAGUCACACAGGACCCAUGCUUCAAAGCUCCCCACACUUGUUUUAACGCUCUGCUGUUGCCAUCCUGAAAUUCUUAAUUUUUGAAUAAAGGUUCCUACAUUUUCAUUUUGCACUGGGCCCCACAAAUUAUGUAGUUGGUCCAGCCUGUAGUCCUGUAGAGUUUACUCUCUGCUAAACUCUACAUCUCGUGACCCUGUGACUUUCUCCUGUGUUUUCAGAACCCCUCAUUUCACAUGCUAACUCCAGGAAUUUUUCACUUCUCUGCUCUAUUAUUUUUUAGAAAAGUUACUUGUGCUACAACAUAAUAUGUUAUAAUUGACAUAUGUCCUCAUACAACCUAGACAUUUCUUAAGUUUGAGGUUUCAGUUUUCAGAAAACAAAAAUUUCCUUCAUUUUAUCACUAUUACACUUAAGUUAUAUUGGAUUCAUUCAGCAUAGAAAACACCCAGGUUUCUGUUAGUUCAGCAAACAAUGCUGAAUUAUAAGAGAAAAUCCACAAAUACUAUUUCAAAGCAAAGCAAAAUUUCCAUUGUGAACAUCAAGCCCUAGGUGAAAUGUUCUGGGCAGGGGUGGGUGUCCUUGCCUGGGACAAGUAGCUGGCUUUGCUUCUUAUCAAUAGCAUCUGCAGUCAGUCCCUUCCCUGGCUGAACUCCUGAGCAUGGUUGGUGGCUCUGUGACUGUGGAUAAUUCUGGGAACAUGGUGUUUGCCAGCCAUGAAGGUACCUUGUUGUUUCUGGUUUUAAAAUAGGGUGUGAAGAAUCAUUGAAACAGGCUGCAGAAUCAUUGUCUUCCUUGGUACAGAAAGAAAUGUUUUCUGUUACAAAGUCAGCUUCAGCAGUGAUAUGACAGCUCUGAAUGUUUUUCUCUAAAACUGAUAGUUUUCUUCAUGUUUCCAAAGUGGAGGGCUGUGGGCAGGGCAAGCUGGAGAUGGUCUGCAGCCUAGUGACGAGCAAGAGCGAUGUGUGCAGUUCAUAAUUAAAAGAGCCCCUCGCCAAGUGCUGUCAUCUCCAUGAGCUCAUUUGAAUUGCACAAAUCUCCCUGACUCAGAGAAGCAAGGGCUUAUCAUCCCCACCUUACAGAUGAGAAAACUGAGACUCAGGCUAAGGAGAGCACACCUGAGCCUUAGAUACGAUCUUCUGAGCAAAUCUGCUGUUGCUUUCAAAUGCCUCCUCAGGACAAACUCCAGGAGGGAAAGGUGCUUGGUGUGAUCUCCCAAACAAAGAAUGAGUUUCUUGUUUGCCAGGUGGAAGGAGGCAACUCUGUCCUAAUACCAGGGCCUUCUGUUCAAAUGUAUUCCAGGCAUCUUGCAAUCCUCGAUCUAGAGGUAUGUUCAAAGCAAAACAAACCACAACUCCUCAGUGUCUGUUUUCUCUUUUUGAGACUGAGUUGCCCUUGUCUUGGUCCUAAGUGAUUCCAUCCUCAACAGUUCCCACAUGGCUGGUGAGGAACAAGGAUGGAGGACUCUGCUUUCCCACCAGCCAAACAGUCCUAAAACCUUUGCCAAAAGGGACUCAUUCUGAAGACUGUACUUGAGACUAAUUGUGUCUUAGAGGCAGUAAGUGAAGGAGUAGGAAGUGCUUAGUCUGGAAAAACGCAUCAUCUGGAGAUGCGAAAAUUGUAUUUACAUCCUUGAAGGGUUGUCACGGAAAAGAAGGUUCUGACAUGUGCAGGUGGCAUGACCAGUGGGUAAGAGCACUGUGGGAAUGGCUUUGAGUUGACACAAAGACCACUGCCCUUCCAGCACUGACAGGAGUGGUAGCUGGUGACCUCAUGAGGCGUGCACUUUGUGACACUGGAAGUGCAAGUGGAUAUUCUAAGACCAAUUACAGAAGGAAGUCAAGUAUCAGAUGAAACUCAAUUACCUGCGUCAUUCCUUUCAGGUUGGAUAUGCCUCGUGUCUCAGUCUUACGUGUGCUGUAAAUUAUUCACUACUGCUGCCCACACAGAAUAUCAGACUGGUCCUCAGGGGGAGAUGGGCUGGAGAAUAUGGGCUCCUAGCCCUGUGAGGUCCCAGGGUGUGGGCAAACAGACUUGACUGCUCUGUACCUUGGAAGAUGGCUUGUAAUGAGGAUAAGAGCCUAGAAAAGAGGUGCACAGUGAGUGGUCCUGGUUGUCACAUUGACAGCUGUGGAAUUCUAAUGUGUGCAUUUUCUUAGGAAGAGGUGUUUGAAAAUUUUGAGGAAAAGAAGAACAUGGAAGAGUGCAGAGCUUCCUGUGUUCAAUAUGCUUAUCUGACUAGGGCUUGGAGGAGAAAAAGACACAGUGACCUAAUCCAGAUCAUUUCAGAGGGUCCCCUGUGUGUGCACUCCAAGGUAAACAGCUCUUACCACAGAGAAAAACCCUGACUCUGGGCUCUCUUCAGUAAAUACGUAAUGAUUUGAGAAUGGAAAUAGGCCUGUGCCAUCUAUGUCCUUAUGUGCUCACAGAAGUGAACAUGUACCUGCUUGCAGAUGUGAUGACUGGAAAAGGUGAUUAUUUAUUCAGAGCUAUGUAUUUAGUUUAUGCUAUAGUAAAUUAUUCUAUAUAAAAGUGGCAAGUAAAAUCUAUAAUUCUGUUCUAAAAUCAGUCUCUCUCUUUUUCUGUAGUGGAGUCUUUCAUUCUAGCUAAUAAAAUGCUGUGGUCUACUCCAGUAAUGUUGAAUCAAAGCAACAUCUUUACAAAGUUGUUGUCAUUUCCUGACACUGCAGAUGCGAUUAUUCCCUGCUUUGUACACAGGGUGUUACAGUAUACAAAAUAUUUGUGUACUCAUUGUCUCAUUUAAACCUCAUAAUGAUCUUAGGAGAAAGGCAGGGCAAGAAUUGCUAUUCUCCUCCUUUUGAUGAGGUACCACACCCUCCAAAAGGCUUAGUGACUUUUCCAAAGCCACACAGCGGGUGAGUGGAGGAGCAGUAGCUAGAUUCAGAGGUGGGACCUCAACAUGCCGGUUCCCUGCUGUGUCACUCUCCCUUGUUGUUUGCCCUGGAUGACAUGUCUGUCACACUGAAAAAAAAGAAGGCAAGCAAGGCAACUAUCCAAUGGAUUGUCAUCACAAGUAUAAUUUCCUUCAGAAAGAGUUUUCAGUUUUCUUAUACGUUCUCUUGAACCUGACCGUCAGUCACAGAAGAAAUCAACCCCCACAGCUGAGAGAGUAGAAUCAUAAAACCAGAGUCCUAUGAGCCUAUUUCAUGUGAUCAAAUAAAGCUCUGGUUUCUGACUACAGUCUCCAGAAGCAGAAACCUAUAUUGCUGCUUGAAUUUUGCUCAACCCUUACUUUUUAGGGUCAUAUAGAGUCUCUCUUGGUUUGAACUAUGUUCACUUCUUUAGGCAUAAAAAUACUCGAAAACUGCUGCCGCACAAUAUUCUGUCUGCCCCUUGGUUUCCAUUAGACUUGUUAAA